AUGACUCCUUCACAGACUCUGACGUUGGCCACUUCGUUACUCGCCGUCCUAAGUCCCUCUGCUACCCGUGUCAGCCCUGCGAACGGUGGCCUAGUCGUCGAUUCAGCCCCCAACAUGCCUCAGCCCUACGUUUUACGGAACCUGAAGGGCGACGCCGUUAACUUUGGUGGCUUGAUCCUCCGGACCCUUGUUUCCAACGUCACUUCGUCUGGAGGCUUGUCACUUCUGGGUGUCAAUUCAGGUCCAGCUCCCCUCAAUCUCAUCCACUAUCACAAAGAGGUCGAGGCAUUCUACACACUGAAAGGCAGUGUUCAAGUCUUCCACAACACCGAUCAAGGCCGCGAAGUUCGGGCCAACGACUUUGCUCUCCUGGCACCUGGCAAUAACCAUACCUAUCGCCCCAAUGAUCUCGAUUUCCAGCUGACUCUUUGUGUGGCUCCCGGCGGGAUUGACGAAUUCUUUGCCGCGGCCGCUGACCCAUACACCUCAUCUUCCCCAUUCAAUCCGGAAGAUCACUCACAACUCAACGUGACCAAGGUGCUGGGUCUGAUGCCUCAAUACCACAUCGUGCCGCAGCCAAUGAAUUCCAUCAACAUGGAUUGGGUGAAUGGGACUACUGCGGACGGAUUGGAUACCUGGCACGUCGCGGACCAGACGUUACCGGAGGAUCCCACCAAGGCCUAUUUCAUUUCUAGCAACCGAGGACCAAAAUUUCUUCAGCGUGACACGGGGAGAGUGAUUGCUCAGCUCGCAUCUACCAAACAGACUGGCAAUGUCCUGAGUGUUGCCGCUAUCACCUUGAAACCUACGGAUAAGCCUGCCGCAGUUUCUUUCGAUGUGGACCACGCAUUCCAAGUGACAGAAGGUCAACUUAGUGUGGAAAUCAAUGGCGAGACAGUGCAGAUGAUUUUUGGCGACCUCGUUUUCAUUCCCGACGGUACUCGCUUCACCUAUUGGUCCAGUGUUGGUUUUACAAAAUUCGUGGUCUGGUCAGCUGGGCCAGGACUUGUCGAGUGCCUCAUCAAAGAUGCGGAACCGUGGGAUCAUACGGUUUGGCCGGCGUAA
Rhinocladiella mackenziei CBS 650.93 is the source of this 1065-nucleotide messenger RNA. RefSeq lists its product as uncharacterized. Lineage: Eukaryota; Fungi; Ascomycota; Eurotiomycetes; Chaetothyriales; Herpotrichiellaceae. The record is from RefSeq and is a predicted model, not a curated record. The transcript has a single exon. The coding region runs from base 1 to 1065 and encodes 354 amino acids.